Molecule: messenger RNA, 2228 nt
Organism: Gasterosteus aculeatus aculeatus (three-spined stickleback)
Lineage: Eukaryota; Metazoa; Chordata; Actinopteri; Perciformes; Gasterosteidae
Gene: lipib
Product: lipase, member Ib
Biological process (GO): lipid catabolic process
Molecular function (GO): glycerophospholipase activity
Source: RefSeq, a predicted model, not a curated record
AGAACUACAAACUAUCCUUUCAUCAUCCGCUGCUUUAACUUUUAAUCUCUAUUUUUAAACUUCCUCUCCCUUUUUAUUCGUAGUUCAUUUAGCAGAAUAUUUUUAUAUAAAUUCUCUGAGACUGACGCCAUGAAAGAGUUGUUCUGAACCUAAAAGGAAACGGUCACGUUCCCUCUGUGCUGUUUUAUGGACAUAAUGUGUGUUUGACUUUCACAUCAAAGUUUUAAGCAAGUUUUCUGAAGGGAUUUCUCCACAUCUGCACCUCCUCUGCAAACGCUCCUCCUCCUCCUCCUGGGACUUUUCAUCUUUACGCUUCCUUGCUUACUCCCCCUCGUUUCCUCUGCAUCCUUCUAUACGCCACCUCUCCUCCCUCCCUCCUCCCUCCCUCCUUCAGAGCUCCUUUCCUCGCUCCGUCCUCACCUCCAUCAUCUCCGUGGUGGAAGCAGGAUGUCGCUGCUACUGCUGCUUCUCCUCGGCCUCUGCAAAGGUCUGGAGGAGAGCGGCGAGUCCUGCGCCGACUUCACGGACCUGGACCUGUCGCACUGCUUGGUGGGAACCAGCCUGUACGUGCGGCUGCUGCUCUACACGCGCUCCAACCCCGACUGCGGCCGCGAGCUCAACCACCACCGGCCGGCCUCCCAGCCGCUCUUCAACCUGUCCCGCCCCACCGUCUUCGUGGUCCACGGCUACCGGCCCACCGGGGCGCCCCCCAUCUGGAUAGACCACCUGGUCCACCUGCUGCUCGAGCAGCGGGACAUGAACGUCAUCGUGGUGGACUGGAACAAGGGGGCGGCCAACCUCAACUACUUCAUCGCCGUCAGCUACACCCGGGAGGCGGCGCACAACCUGACCGGCUUCAUCGCCACCAUGCAGGAGGGAGGAGCCUCUCUGAGCGCCGUGCACCUCAUCGGCGUCAGCCUGGGAGCUCACCUGGCCGGAUACGUGGGAGCCAACCUGGACGGGAGGAUCGGACGGAUCACAGGUCUGGACCCGGCCGGCCCGAUGUUCACCAGCGCCACGGCGGAGGAGCGUCUGGACCCUUCGGACGCCACGUUUGUGGACGUCCUGCACACCGACAUGAACUCAUUCGGGCUGCAAGGAGCUCACGGACACAUCGACUUCUACGCCAACGGGGGGGCCGACCAGCCGGGGUGUCCCAAGACCAUCUUUGCAGGUAAGUCGUACUUCGUGUGCGACCACCAGCGCUCCGUGUUCCUGUACCUGUGCGCGCUGAACCGGAGCUGCAGCCUCACCGGGUACCCGUGCGCCUCCUACGCGGACUUCCUGCAGGGCCGCUGCCUGCAGUGCGAGACCUUCCGGCCGGCGUCCUGCCCCCUGCUGGGCUACGACCUGACCCCCUGGAGAGAGACUCUGCUGCGACUCGGUCAGACCAAAGUCUUCUUCAGCACCACGGCGGCGCCGCCCUACAGCAAGCUGAACUACAGAGUGGACAUGGUGACCUGGAACCAGUACCUCCGCUGGGGGGUCGUCUACAUCCGGCUGCACAGCGGCAGGAACUUCACCGAAGUCCGAAUAGACCAGAAGCGGCUGCGGUUCGAGCAGUACACGUCCACGCGGCUGCUGGCCCAGUUCGACGAGGACCUGCCGCAGGUCCAGAAGAUCUCCAUGCGGAUCAAUACCGGCAACGUGAUCGGGCCCCGGUACAAGAUCAGACUGCUGAGGAUCCGCUUCACGCCGCUGGAGCGUCCCGAGAGGCCUCUGAUGUGCCGCUAUGACAUCAUCAUGGAGGAGAACAUGGAGGUGGCGUUCCGACCUUUGCCCUGCGGCUCCCACCUGACUCCCUGAAGCUCAUGAACAGAAGCAGAACUUUACAACGUAUGAAUAAUAACGAUAGCUUUAACUUAAAAUGUGAUUUUUGUGAAGUAUUUUAUUUGUAUGAACAUUUAACUAAGAAACACAAAUGUUUGUUAGUUUGAAAAAAUGUUUUUAAUGAACUCUUUUCUUCACACAAAUAGACGUGAAAAAGUUAAAUUGAUCCCGUUAUUGAUCCCGCUGAGCUUCUGACCUCCGCGUGCCUUCGACGCCGCCAUGACAGCGUCGCGUUUGUUCCACAGCGACCAUGGACUGUUCACCUCGGUGGUUUCCUGUCAAACGGACGCCGCCGUUGUUUUAGCAGAAACGUUAAAAUGAGCCGAGACGGAAAGAACGAGUCUUUUUUAUGUGUUUUUCACUCAAUGGUUUGAAAUAAAAAUACUUUGGAAAAACUC